AUGGCCGAGUUAGUCUUUGUUGUAGGUAUGCAAAUUUGGUAUUUCUCUUUGUUUGUGCGAAUUCUAGUUGGAGUUCGGUUGUCAGCCAUUUCGGAGGUGGAAGAUCCUCCCUACUUGGUAUCUGCAGUUUCGCCUAAGUCAACUGAACUAAAGGAAACAGCAAUUGAAGGUAUCAAGGCUUGCUUGGAGGAUGCCGCAAAAUGUUUGGAGGUGAAUAAGCCUGUUCAUACUGUGGUCGAUGACUGGGAAUUCAUUCCUCGAGUAGUUAAAGAACUUGCAGCACUUGAGGAUCCCAGAAAGGCUUCACAAACAAUAUCAAGAGAAGAGCUGUGCAAGAUGGCCAAUAAUUAUAAAGCCAUCUAUGAUACUGAAUUGGAAAACAUGAGAAGAGUGAUCCAACAAAAUAAAGGACCUUCAGGAGAACGGGAUAAACAAAAGGCCGUAGAGAAAAACAGUAGGCUGACUGAUACUUCAAAGAGUGAUACAGAUUCUGAUGACACUAUAGUUAUGGGUGAGGAUGAACUUGAUGAAGCUGAAGCAGUUAUUUCGAAAAAGUAUCAAUGACUAAGGUUUUUACUGUAAGCAUUUUGUCAAUAUUUAUUCUAUGAGUACACCCUGUUUUGAGGGAGUUUUAUGUCCUUAUAUUUCAAGAGUAGAUCAUUAUCAUUUUGCUGCAAGAAGAUGAAAUAGGAAAAAGAUCAAUGUAUGUCAGCCUGAAAUUAAUUGGUGUGAGGAAUAUCUACAGGUUCAAUCAUUUGUAUAGGAAAUGUAUCUGCAGAAGCCCUCGUAUCCUUGGAAUUCUCUGCAGAAAAUAUUUAUUGUGCUUUAUUUAUUUAGGUUGACAACGACACAUGUACAAAGAACUUAUCUUGUAGAAUUUGUUACAGGAAAUCAUCUUGCAAGAUUUAUGUACUAAUUAGUAGUUGCAAGAUUUGUGGUGUACUUAUUGAAAACAUGUAAAGAUAAAGUUAAAAAUAGUAGGCUAUUUAGAUACUGCCUGCCUUUCCAAAUACGAUUUCAAUGCAUAUAAUUUUGUUUAGAGGAGAGCAUGGUUCGGGUUUUAUGCCUGCAUUAGAAACAAUGGUGAUCUAUCAGCAAGAGCAAGAAAAAGAAAUAAAUACUUCUCCAAUUGGUAAUCAAUCACUUUUCUCAAGAUAUAAAUAUUUCUCCAAGUGGUAAUCAAUCAAUUUUCAUAAGAUUAUAUUGGGCUUCUGUGCUUCUAAUCUUAUGAUGCUGUUGUUUGGAGUUGAUCUGUUUGGGAAGUUGUAUUGAAACUUGAAUUCUGUUCAAUAUGAAGACAUAUUUAAUCAA
Cryptomeria japonica (Japanese cedar) is the source of this 1311-nucleotide messenger RNA. RefSeq names its product DNA-repair protein XRCC1-like. Bases 1 to 564 code for a protein of 187 amino acids. The record is from RefSeq and is a predicted model, not a curated record. Lineage: Eukaryota; Viridiplantae; Streptophyta; Pinopsida; Cupressales; Cupressaceae. The transcript is spliced from 3 exons.